This is a messenger RNA of Eucalyptus grandis, 2001 nucleotides long. RefSeq lists its product as uncharacterized. The record is from RefSeq and is a predicted model, not a curated record. The transcript has 5 exons. The coding region runs from base 463 to 1800 and encodes 445 amino acids. NCBI's taxonomy places the organism in Eukaryota, Viridiplantae, Streptophyta, Magnoliopsida, Myrtales, Myrtaceae.
AUUGGAGGCAGCCAUGGCCACGUUUCUUUUGUUUCUUGGGUUCUUUGGCUGUCAGAAACUUCAACACGAUGUGUUGUCGCACAGUCUGAAUUGGAGGCAGCCAUCAUCACAUUUCUUUUGUUUCUUGGGUUCUUUGGCUUAUCGGUGUUUGGAUGGUUGCAGUUGCUGCUUCCAUUACUAGUUUCCAAACCUCCCUCUCUCUGUAUUUCGUCUGGCUAUCCUACUUUCUCUUCCAUCUCUUGGCCUAUUUCUUGUAAUCUGAUCUAUCUUCUUUCUUUGCAUGCUAGAGAAGUCUUCACGAUUGCACGAUUGCACUAUUUUAGCUUGUUUCUGGUGUACCAAUACAUUUCAGCAUUUGGCUCAACUUCCAGCUCAAAAAAUCUAAGAGAAAUCCCUACUUUGAAUGUAGCAGCUCUUUCUGUCAAGUUUAAAAUCUACAAAGCUGCUGAUCUUACCAAAGUCAUGCAUGGUAUUAAAGGUGGUUGGGUCGGGCAGACAUUUGCCUUGGCAAAGCGUAAUGAGUCUGAGAAUAGCGGAAGAAAGGCUCGAAUCCGUCGAUCGAAAGAGGAGAGAAAAUCAAUGGUUGAAGCAUUCAUAAAGAAGCACCAGAAAUCAAAUGAUGGGAAUUUCCCCUCACUAAAUCUAACACACAAGGAAGUUGGUGGAUCAUUCUACACUGUAAGAGAGAUUGUCCGCGAGAUAAUCCAAGAAAAUAGAGUUCUGGGACCUGCUAAGUUUGUUCAGGAUGGGCAGAGCAUUGAUCAGUUCUUGGAACAAAAUCCACUUGGUACAAUAGCCACUGAAACUCAAGUUGCUAUUUCCCUACCUUCAAAAGAAUUGGAUCAUCAGGCUGACCCCAGGGAGCUUGGAUUUUUAUCUGUUGGAAACUCUAAUGGACAUCAAGAACCGAAGGUUGAGGACAGAGAAAUUGUCAAUGGAAGCCAAGUAGACAUCAAAUCAAAAGAGUUUGAUGGAUUGGCAUCAACAGAAUUUCUUGAAAAUGGAGUCGAAGAAGCUGGGAAGAAUCUUAAUGCAUUUGCUGAGUCAACAUCUCGAUCAAUUAAUUUGACCAGUGUAGAAGUAGAGACUUUUCCAUUGAGAUCUGUUGGUGAGCCAAAUGACUGUGUAGAUCGAAGUGUUGGUGAAGGAAGGAAUGAAGCUUCACAAGAACAAAAUGCAGAGGCGCAUCUGGUAUCGGGAAGUGACAGUGCUGUGUUGUAUGAGACGAAUUCGCGAGAAAAAACUCAUUCGAUGGAGGAGAACACAGCGGAAGUUUCAGCUUCAGCUUCACCUGGUCCACUGGGACAAAUACCUCAUUUAGUUGAUGUGGAAGUCGUGGAAGACUUUGCUGAUUCUUUGUUAAAAAAUUCUAAUGGCUCAUUUCCCAAGGAGAACAUUCCUCGUGAUGCUGAUGGCAGCAUGGAUGCCAAUGAUGCAUCGGUUAGUGUUGAAGGAUUGAGUUCAACACCUGCAGAAUACAAACAAGAUAUGAAUGCUGCUGGAGCGGAGGAAAUGUCUUUACAGGCUAGAAAUGUUCCCAGCGGUGUUGAUUCUGAAAGCAUAGAUAGCAAUUCCACUCGAACUGACAGUGAGGUGUCAUCGCAAGCGCUGAAGCUAAAACCUGAACCUAAUGUUCAACCUAAUGGCAGCGUCCAGAAAGGAAUCAAUCCCCCUUUAGACAGAAUUAAUCUUGAAUCAUGGGAAGUGUCAUCCAAGAAUUCUUCCAAGCAGCCAAUGAAUCCUAUAUUUGCUGUUAUAAAAGCAAUUAUUGUGUCAUUUCUGAAGUUUUGGACUGAGUGAAAACUUUGUUUUCAAGGAGGCUAGUUAAUCCUGUUUCUCCACUCCUUGUGGAAAACUUAUGGUUUUUCUUGGCUAUUAUUUUUUUUCUCUUUGGAACGACUCGCUUGUAAAUUCUGACGGGCUGUUUAUUUCUCUGGUGAGCUGGAUGAUGCCGACGACGUAGUUUUGAUGUGCAGAAUUAGAAUUAGACGAGUUUCUACA